Molecule: messenger RNA, 1288 nt
Organism: Zootoca vivipara (common lizard)
Lineage: Eukaryota; Metazoa; Chordata; Lepidosauria; Squamata; Lacertidae
Gene: R3HDM4
Product: R3H domain containing 4
Molecular function (GO): nucleic acid binding
Source: RefSeq, a predicted model, not a curated record
CCCGGAGCUGACGCGUCUUCCUGGGGCGGUGCAGCCGGGGAGGCGGCUGGGCCGGGGGAGCUUUCCAAAAGCCAGGGGUGCUAGCCGGGUCCCAGGCAUCAGGAUCGCAACCCGGGCGAGCUAUGGUGGUCCUGAACGGGGCAGAUCCUGGAGGAGCAAGAGGAGGCCACGAGGAGCAACCGGGAGCCCCCCCGAAACAGCCCUAUGGAAGGAUCGAGGAUUGCCUGCCGCCACUGGCCAGCCCCACCGCCAAGAGGUUCUCCCCGGCGAAGCGAAAGCAGUACUACAUCAACCAAGCCAUACGCAACUCGGAUCUCAUCCCCCGGGCCAAAGGGCGCAAGAGCCUGCAGCGCCUCGAGAACACACGUUAUCUAAUGACUCUCCUGGAGCAGGAUGAAUGCACAGGCGAAGACGGGGAGGUCACGCACCCGGCCAGUCCGAGCAUCUUCACCGAAGCCUGCAACAAUGAGACGUACAUCAAGAUUUGGAACGACUUCAUGAACCGGUCUGGCGAAGAACAAGAGCGAGUCCUCUUGUACCUGGAAGAGAAGGCGGCGAAGAAGCAGAAGGGCAAGCUGGCCGACAAACCGGAUGUCAAGUGGAAAGAACACUCCGGUGACACCCCGCAAGAGUGUUUCCAGCGCAUCAGCCGGCGCUUGAGAACGACCCUGAAACGGAGCCGUAUCCCAAUGGGGACCCUGGAGUGCCUCGAGGAUGAGCUAUUGGCCUUUUUUUCCACCAGCCCUCGUUCCGUCUACACGGCAAUGAUGGACAACAGCUUCGAAAGGCUGCUCCUUCACGCCGUCUGCCAAUACAUGGACCUCGCUUCUGCCAGUUCUGACUACGAAGGAAAACGCCAGAUGAAAGUUAGCAACAAGCACACCAUUUUCCUGCCUCCGGACCCCCUUCUCUCGACUUACCUGGAGCAAAUGAGCUGAUGGCGGCCCGGGAGACAGCGGGGGGCGCCCCCCUUCCAGCAUCAAUCCGGGUCAUCUUCCGGGGGUCGUCCCCCCUUUGAAAUUUCUGCUUCCGUUGGCUUAAAAAAAAAAGUAUUUAAAGACAAAUGAGUUGUGGCGGGGAGGGCAUCUCUCACCGGAGAUGCUGGGGGCUAGGGAUGUUGUCUCUGGUUGCCUAGCAACCGCCUCCCAUCUCAGUAAGGGAAGGAUGCAGGCCAGCCAAUGCUUUUGUUGCCUGUGGUUGCCUAGCAACCGCCUCCCACCUCCCCAAAACUCCAUGUCAUCCGGUUCGCUCCAAACCAGAGCCGGGCUUUGGCAAAUGUUUUGCAGCG